AUGAAAUUAUAUUCAUGUGUAAUUUACACAUGCAUAUUAUGCAAAGUAAUAUCUCUUAUUAAAGUUUUUUAUUGCUCUUUUUGGUAUUUGAUAAAUGUCCAUUUUUUUAUGAACAAUUUAAAUUAUAAUGAAAUAUGGAAAAGCCAUAUAGACGAUAAUCAAAAUGAUAUUCUUAUUUUAUUUAUCCCUCCAUACCUAGCAUCAAAACAUGAAAAACUAGAAAUAUUAUUUAGUGACAAUAACAAUGAUAAUAUAGAGGGUCAAGUUAAUAUAUAUUCAGAAAAUGGAAAUCAUGAAAACGAUAAAAAUGAAGCUUCUAUUAGUUCAUAUAUUGUUUCACUUUUAUAUAGUAAAAAAAAUUACAUUGUAUUAUUUUAUAUUUUUUCUUAUAUAUAUUGUUAUUAUAUUGAGUAUAUACAAAAUAUAAUUCAGCAUUUCAUAACUCAAGAACAAAAGCAUAAAACACAUACCAUUACCCUUUUUUAUCAGUAUGCAUAUGCUAAGGAGGUAUAUAAUAACUCAUCAAAAAGUAAGCAACGAUAUCUUAGCUUUAUUGGGAAUAAUGAUAAAGUAUCUAAGCCAAAUAAUGUUGAUGAAACAAAUGGUAAUUCAAUGCUAACAGAUAUAAAUAGUAAAGGAAAAUAUGGCUAUUCAUCAAUUGGUGAUAUAAUUAAGGAAAGUCAAAUUAAAAAAGACAAAGAAAAAUGUGUUAAUAAUAAAACUACCAAAUGUGAAUAUAGUAAUGAAAAAAAAAGUAUAAAAAAUAAAAAUUUUAAAUUAAAUAAAGAUCAUAAUCAUUAUAUAAAUAAUAUAUUGAAUAAUAAAUACUAUCUUAAAAAAAAAAUAAAAACGCUUUUAAAAAAAAAUAAGAUAACAAAAUUCUAUGAAUUAGAGGUUAUUCAAUUACCAAGGGAAGAACUAAUACAAAAUGAAACAACUGUAAUAAAACAAAAUAAAAAAAAUAUUUGUUCAAAAUGUGUUAUCAAUUCAGAAGAAUCCUUAUAUUCUUUAAAAAUAAGGGAUGAACAUAUUUAUAGUGACAUCGAAAUGUCGAUGCAAAAGGAGAAACGAUCUGAUAUCGGAACAUAUUAUGACUUUGAUCAAGUCUUUUAUUUGAGUGAUGCAUAUAACGAGGAAGAUGAAGAUAUCAAUGAAGAUAAAUCAGCUUACGAACCAAUGUCAAAUUGGAUAAAAAAUAAAUACAAAAUGCUCGAUUUUACAAAACAUUUAUUUUUAGAAAAUCCAGAAAAAAAAGAUGAAAAAAAUAAUAAAGUAGAUAAAUAUUAUAACAAAAGAGUAAACUAUUCUAUUCAAAAUAAAUUAGGGGCAGGUGCAUAUGGUGAAAUAUGGUAUGGUAUUAAUUUAAAUAAAAAUGUUCCAUUUCAAAAUGUGGUUUUGAAAAAAAUAUUUAUAAAAAAAAGUGUUGAUGAAAGUGAACAAAAUUUGAAUGAUGAUGAAAGGGAAAAGGAAUAUGAAAUAUAUGCUAUGAGAGAAGUAUAUUUUGGAGAAAUUUUUAAAAAUUGUGAUAAUAUAAGUAGAUAUAUAGAACAUUUUAAAGAAUCCGAAACUAGUGAAAAUAAUAAAGAACAUAUUACAUUCAUAUGGAUUGUGUUUGCAAAUGAAGGAUAUUCAUUAUCACAGCAUCUUUUUGAAACAGAUAAAAAUAAUUCUGGUAUGAUUAUUCCUAGUAAAUUAUGGUGGAGUAUAAAAAAACAAAAUAUAGGAAUGCUAGUAAUAAAAGAUUUGAUGCAUCAGUUAUUAAAUGGUAUAAAUAUUGCUCAUAAAAAACAUAUUACACACCGGGACAUUAAAAUGGAAAAUAUAUUUGUAUCACCAAAUACUCCAUUUACUGUUCGAAUAGGAGAUUGGGGUAGUGCUGUUGAAUAUAAAAAUAAAUCAUUUUUUUUUACACCUAGUAUGGAAGAAGAAACAGAAGGAUACCAACCUCCAGAAUCUUUAUUUGGGCAUAUGAAAAAAAAUUUUAUGAGAUUACCAUAUUAUGAUAUGUGGGGAAUUGGAAUAUUAUUUUUGCAAUUUGUAUUGGGCACCAAAAAUCCAUUAGAAAUAAAAAAUAAAAGAAAUGAAAUGAAAUUAAAACGAAUAUAUUCAAAAUAUUCUAAAGAUAUUUUAAAAGAAGUAAUUUUUAUACAAGGGCUUUCAGAUUUAUGUUUAAUACCUUGGGUUAGUCAAACUCCUGAUAGGUUAAUGUCUCUCUAUGAUAUGAAAAAUAAUGAAAAAAACUCACUUCAAUAUUCUUCUAUAUAUGGAAGAAAUUUAAUUAUAAACAAACUAGAAUAUUUCGCUAUAACAAAAAAUCUUAUUGAAAUUAAACGAAAAAGAUAUAACCUUAUUAAUAAUAUGAUGUCUAAUAAAUAUAAUUCAUUAAUAUCUUUGCCAAAUUCUCCAGUGUGCCCCAAUUGGAAAUGCUUACAUAAAUAUGAUGAACAAGCUAACUAUAAUAAUAAAUAUAAUAAUAAUACAUUUGAUAAAAUUCAAAAUAAAUUCCUUCAACAAAAAAAGGAAAAUUAUACAUUUUUUAAAAAUAAUUGUGAUGAUGAACAAUUCCAAAAAAUAUUACAAGAACGAGACCCAUCAGGCGUUGGACUUCCGGAUAAAAACGCUCGUGACCUUCUUAGACGUCUCCUCGAUUUCGAUUACAACACAAGGAUUACUUCUGAAGAGGCUCUUAAACAUGCAUGGUUUUUAGAUAGCUGA
Messenger RNA from Plasmodium berghei ANKA, 2715 nucleotides. Its product is annotated as serine/threonine protein kinase, putative. Lineage: Eukaryota; Apicomplexa; Aconoidasida; Haemosporida; Plasmodiidae. The coding region runs from base 1 to 2715 and encodes 904 amino acids. The transcript has a single exon. Gene Ontology annotation, molecular function: ATP binding; protein serine/threonine kinase activity. The record is from RefSeq and is a predicted model, not a curated record. Gene Ontology annotation, biological process: protein phosphorylation; mitotic DNA damage checkpoint signaling. Gene Ontology annotation, cellular component: cytoplasm; nucleus.